Molecule: messenger RNA, 1854 nt
Organism: Gastrolobium bilobum
Lineage: Eukaryota; Viridiplantae; Streptophyta; Magnoliopsida; Fabales; Fabaceae
Product: L10-interacting MYB domain-containing protein
Exons: 5
Coding region: 148-1638 (496 amino acids)
Source: RefSeq, a predicted model, not a curated record
CGGAGACAAACAGACCAGCAUCGGGGUGACAAGGGAUAACCCUAAUAGGGUUAGGGUACUAUCGUAUUCCCUCGAAAAAGCAGAUUCACCCUUGUCCUGGAAAACCUUAUCCCCACGAAAGCAAACUUCGAACUCUCACCAAGAUAAAUGGGUCUCCGAAAUGGCAGCGAACGUCUCAGAACAAUGUGGACACAUGAGAUGGAUCGGUAUUUUGUUGGUCUUUUGUUAGAGCAGGUUGGUCAUGGAAGUAGAUUUGAUGAUCAUUUGUUCAGCAAAAGAGCUUGGAAGCAUAUGUCCUCAACGUUCAAUGCAAAGUUCAGAUUUCAAUAUGAAAAAGAUGUUCUAAAAAAUCGCCACAAAACGCUAAGGAAUUUGUACAGGGGUGUUAAAAACCUUCUUGCCCUGCCAGGUUUUAGCUGGGAUGAAAAGCGAAAUAUGGUCACUGCUGAUAAUCAUGUUUGGGAUGAAUAUCUCAAGGCACAUCCCAGUGAACGAUCAUACAGAAUAAAAAGCAUUCCUUAUUUCAAAGAUUUGUGUACUAUUUAUGGACAUGUGGCGAUGGAAGAAAAAGGUGAUAAUGAACCAGAAGGGUCAUCUAAUUCUGGUGAAAAUGGAACAAACAUACCCUAUCUAGCUAAGGAUGUUGGUGAGGAUGCUGAUGAGGUUCUUCAUGGCAUAAAGAUUGAUGAAGAUUAUGGAAUCUCUACCUUGGAAAGUACAACUGAUGAUUCCGAGCAGAGGGCACCUAAGGAAACAGCAACCUCAUUUUGUACCCGGACCCGGACCUAUUGGCAGCCACCAAUGGAUCGUUACUUCAUUAACCUAAUGCUUUCCCAUAUGCACAGAGGGAGCCGGGCUGAUGGUGUCUUCAGUAAACAAGCAUGGAUGGAGAUGAUUUCAUCAUUCAAUGAAAAAUUUGGUUUUGACUAUAGUUUGGAUAUUCUUAAAAAUCGAUACAAAACUCUGAGAAGGCAAUAUAAUUUAAUUAGAAGUCUUCUUGAUUUGGAUGGGUUUGUCUGGGAUGAAGCACGCCAGAUGGUAACUGCUGAUGAUUGUGUCUGGCAAGAUUAUAUUAAGGUGCAUACUGAUGCACGGCAGUUUAUGACCCGACCUUUGCCAUAUUAUAAAGAUUUGUGCGUCAUAUGUGAUCCAAAUUUUGAUGAAAAAGAGUCUACUCUGCCUCUGGAUUUAGAGCAUGAAAAUGUAGUUGAUGUUAAGACUGAUAGUCAUUUGACAUCUAAAGCCGGUCAGUCUCCAAUUACAUCCAGUUCCAAUGAAGACCAAUUUAGUGGUAUCAAGGAGUUAGCUCAUAUGGGUCGGAAACAAAAGCGUCAAUUAGAAAAGCAUUGUGGUUCUUCUAGUCCUAAAAAAUCAAGGGAGGAUGAACAAGGCAUGGCUAUCGCUCUGCAUGAGAUGGCAACUGCAGUUUCUACUCUGUCUACAAAAAAGAAUGAUGAUAACUCGAUAUCAAUAGAGAAUGUCAUAGAAGCAGUACAAGCAUUGCCUGAUAUGGAUGAAGAUCUGGUUUUGGAUGCUUGCGAUUUCCUGGAGGAUGAAAAAAAAGCCAAAACAUUUAUUGCAUUGGAUGCUAAGUUAAGAAAGAAAUGGUUGAUUAGGAAACUUCGCACACAGGUGUAGCCUGUGCACCCUUUCCUUUCUAUUAGUUUAUAUUUUCUUAUUGGUUAAUGGUUUUUAUCCUUAUACUUUUAGCAGGAAUAGCUGAAUAGAUCUUUCUUUUUUGGCAGUCUAAGUAGAUUAGUAAUUUGGAAGGCAAAGUAAUCUUAGAUGUAAAUACUCAUGUUAUAUGAAUGGAAAAUGUUUGAAAAAUUAGUGGCCUGCAAUUGAUUGAUAAUC